GUCGUUUGAGUUUUUGAUGAUCACUUCAGUAACUCCGGUGAUCUAGUAUAAAUACCAAAGGAGCUCUCUUGAUCUCUAUCAACAUCAUCCGUCAUGUCUCCUGAUAUUGCUUCGACUAUGGGAGCGAUCUACAUAGGCGCUACAGUGGCUACAGCGCUUUGGGGUCUCACAGCCAUGCAGUCAAUGACAUAUUUCAGCAGAUUCCCAAAUGACUGGUGGUUCUAUCGGUUCGCAGUUGGCCUUCUCUGGAUCGUCGACACGCUUUAUCUCAUUUUCUAUGCGCAUGCUCUCUACUACUAUCUGAUCAAAAACUUUGGGCAUCCCGAAGCACUUUUGACUAUUGUGUGGAGCUUUAAGACAGACAUCAUGUUCUUGGGUCUGGAGAUCCUUCUCGUAGAUAUUGUUUACGCGGUGAGAAUAUGGAUGUUAGGACGUUUCUUCCAUAAGACAAUCCCAUGGUUGGUUGCUGUUGUCAUCGCAGGCACAUCCGCUGUUGUUAUCAAUGAAAUCCAUGCUAUAUUUACGAUCAAAACUUACCUGGACGCUGAGACGGUCUCUAAAUCGAUUGAAGCGCUCUUGGCUACAACUGCAGCAGUCGAUAUCAUUAUAUGCGGUGCCAUGUCGUACUAUCUACUCAAAAGUCGAUCAGUUUUGAAUUUUUCCAGGACGACGAAGCCGCUCCUGAUACUAUCGCGCUUUGUUAUUGUGUCCGGAUUGGCUACUACUAUAUGUGCAUUGACAAUUCUUAUUACGUUUGUGUCUAUGCCGAACUCACUCGUAGCUGCAGGAAUCGCGACUCCUCUACCAAGAGUUUAUCUCAACUCACUACUAGCAAUGCUGAACCUACGAAAUACACACCAAGAAAAUAUCGUGAUAUCUACGAGCGGCGGUGCCAGCAGGUCCCUACCAAGUACGGUUUUGGAAUCUAUGAGAUUCAAAGCUCGGAGUACGGUGGCUACUGAUAUACAAACUCAGGAGCAGGACAUCAGUGUACCAAUGGCCGAGCUACGCUCCAGUAGAUCUCCUUGUUAAGUUCGAAUGUCCCAGGCAUAGAUUAGGAUCUUGUCGAU
Molecule: messenger RNA, 1070 nt
Organism: Desarmillaria tabescens
Lineage: Eukaryota; Fungi; Basidiomycota; Agaricomycetes; Agaricales; Physalacriaceae
Exons: 21
Coding region: 94-1032 (312 amino acids)
Source: RefSeq, a predicted model, not a curated record